ACUAUGGCGGGCCUCUCGAAUAAGCGAACCAUAAAGAAACGUUUCAACUUUAUGUUGUCGUCUUUCGACGCGGAGGAGAAAGAGAAAUUGUCGCAGUGGAUUAGAGAGCUUGGAGGAACGUACCAUGACUCUCCUAACUUUGUGAGGAGUUGCACACAUAUUGUUUGUGGAAAACCAAAUCGAGGUGAAAAAUUUCUUUGCGGCUGUGUAUCAGGCAAGUGGAUUUUAAGGAGACAGUAUAUAGAGGACAGCAUGAAGGCUGGGAAAUGGUUAGAUGAACAUUUAUAUGAGUGGAAUGAGCAGUGUGCUGUUGAGGGAAUCUCUGCCUCUCAUAUUUCAUCACCUUCUCGUUGGAGAAAACUUCUGCAACAAAACAUUCCAAGCCCUUUUGAGGGUUGGAAAGCAUUGGUAGUUGUUGCAGUUGCUAAGAAAAGAGCUGCUUACAAGAGGUUGUUAGAGGUUGGUGGUGCUACAACUGUUGGUGGAAAGCCACCAUACUCUGCUAGUCUUGCAUCAAAGAUAACACAUAUCUUUGUGGAAAAAGCACUUGAGCAGGAUGUUCAAGCUCUUCAGAGUGUUGGAGUACAAUGUCUGUCUCCUGAUUAUAUUCCAGAAUUAAUACUUCAGGAUCCUCCUCCUUCUACUGCUGAAUAUUUAAUCUCAGCCUACAAUUCACCUUUAAGCCAACCAGUCAUUAAACUACAAAGAGUUCCUAGCAGGUCCAAGAAAACUCCAGUGUUGAGCAGUCUUGACAGUGCAGUUAAUGGUCAUGUUCAUGUGCAAUCCAGGAUAAGGAAAGAGAGUAACACUAGCAUGCCACCUUUAAAAAUAUCAAAGGCAACCUUUGGCGUUGGAAAAGAGAAUGAACCUGUGCUGUCUUCCAAGAAGUCAAAAGUGUCCUCUUGUUUUGAAGAAGAAAACAAGGUGAAAAAAACUUCUAAAGUGACACAGGCAUUGCACCCUUGUGUCCAAAAGGAGAAUGACCAGGCACAACUGCCAACACGGAAAAGGUCCAAACCAUCUGCUGAAGUUUCCUGUUCUUCAGAGUCACCAAACAAAAAACAGAAACAGGAAAACUGGGCAGGGCUCAUUAAUUGUGUGGAGAGGUGGAGAGCAGUGUCAAGCUUAAUGGUCAACUCUAAGACACAUAAAGGAAGUGCUAGAAGUGAGUUUCCAGCUUAUAUCCGAGAUUCAAUAGAUGGAUAUCUGGAAGAGUCCCAUAAAUCCACAGUGUUAGAUGUGAUUGGUUCUUUUGUGAAUUCCAAGAGGUACCCUCCCCUGCAGAUUCUUCAUACGAUCAUACAAAGCCUGCUGGUUAAAUCUCCAUCCAAUGCCCUGGCCAUCAAAGCUCACCAUCUACUUCAACGUAUUCUCACUGUCCACACCCCCUCCCAAACCUCUUCACUGUACCACUCUGUACUCGGCUUUUACGCUGAUGGCGAUGGGAUGUCAGAUGAGAGAGGAGACAGUUGGGAAUUUAUGAAAACAGUCUACAGUGACAACGAUGACAACAGCCGUCUUUUACGGAGAUUUGCGACCACUCUGCUAGAGAAAGAUUUUAACGAGCGGAUAAAUGGGACUUUGGUCACUCCUAGAGACAAAUUAGACCGUCUGAAACAAUCCCUUCUUUGGAAAGUGUUUUGGCCGGGGUCGUCCUCAGUCUCCUUCAACAUUCGACUGCGUGAGCUCUUCAGGGUGACGUGGACUGCAGCUUGCUCAUCACGUGACAAACCCUUCCAGAUUGCGACUUUGCUCUCACUUCAAAGUCUCGUUGCCAUGGCAGCUCGAUGCUUUAUUUUCUCUGAUGUCGUUUCUAUGAAGUGUAACGAAGACGAGCUAGGCACCAGGUUAAGUGAACGCUCGAGAACUUUUGUGACCGAGCUUUUCCUGGUCUUUGAAAACGGAAACGAGGCUGCAUUGAGGCGAGUUUUGGAGACGUGUAGUCCCACGUGGAUUCGAAUGCAAGUGACUGACAUGCUACUGGUUAACUACAAUGAUCACUUAGUACCCCUGGAGAGACGCCACCUGAAUACCAAGGGCUUAUCACUUGAGAAAAUAGUUUCCAACUAUUUCUUCCUGUUACCUGAGGCUACCUCUGCAAGUACCGACUCAAUCCCAGGAUCUACUCCUGUAAAUGGAACUUCAUGUAAACGAACUCCACCUCAAGCCAUUGGGAGUGCAAGCAAUCGUAAAGUGAGAGACAUAAACCGUCGAAACCCAAAGGGUGAGUCCGAUCUUCAGUCAAGUUGCAUCAGGAAUGAUGUGGUCAAAGUAAAGCAGCUUCUGGCGCAAGGCGCAGACGCCAACCUUCAGGACUAUGCAGGAUGGACAGCACUGCACGAGGCUUGUAAUCAUGGAUUUGCAGACUGUGUUCAAGAGUUGCUGAAGGCAAGACAGCUGGUGUAUGAAAUGAAACCCGGACACGAUCCAAGCAAGGUACUUAACUUGCUGUUAGCUCCUCCAUGCGGGACAACACCGUUACAUGAUGCAGUGGGAAAUGGUCACCAGCAAGUUGUGGAGCUUCUGGUCAGAGCAGGAGGUUUACCUUUACUGCAAGCAGAAAAUGCCCAGGAUGAAAAACCAGUCGACUUAGCAGCUAAAGAUGAAAUAAAGGAAUUUUUACAAACCAUGGAAUUGGACUUUAGAAGAAGGGAGAGUAGCUGCGUCACAGCUAUUCGUCCAUACGAGGAAUGUUACCGAGCAGUAUUAGGAAAGGGACGACACUCCAGUAGGCGUGUAUCCACUGCAGAAUAUGAGCAAUAUCUGUUGAUCCUUUCCCAUCUGGUGCAGUCGUAUUUCCGUGCUACAAGAGCACGGACUGCUUUUGCUUGUGACGAGCAACUUUGGCUGAACUUCGGUGAACACUGCGAUAAUCUGGAAGCUCAUGUUACCAGGAUCGCCGCAGACAGGCGUCUCUCCUCCCUUGCGUCCGUCCGAAUCCAAGCCAUGAGGAUGCUAGGGGGGUCGUAACCAGGAGAACAUCUUGAUUUUGAUUAUACUGGAAAAGCAAUGUCCAAAGAAUUAAACUUCUUCAAUUAGAUUUUUAUCAAUGUGGAUGUUACGCGUACGGUAUAAAACAUUUUUAUUCGUCGCUCUCUCUGCCCAAGACAUUAAAAAUCUUUCUUGUAAA
Pocillopora damicornis (cauliflower coral) is the source of this 3130-nucleotide messenger RNA. Its product is annotated as SMC5-SMC6 complex localization factor protein 1. Lineage: Eukaryota; Metazoa; Cnidaria; Anthozoa; Scleractinia; Pocilloporidae. Gene Ontology annotation, biological process: positive regulation of double-strand break repair; protein localization to site of double-strand break; DNA damage response. The record is from RefSeq and is a predicted model, not a curated record. Gene Ontology annotation, cellular component: nucleus; site of double-strand break. Gene Ontology annotation, molecular function: protein binding.